AUGGCCCGCUCCCUCAAACCCACGAGGAAGCUGCGUGUGACGACGCGAACCUCUCCAGCCAAGGCUCCCAGCUUCAAUGUCGGGAAUCGAUGGGGCUCCAGACUUCCAGACCUUGGCAAUGGUGAGGCGGACCGCAGUACAGACACGAUGGGCUGGCGCGGUCAGAGCUGUCCAAGGCUCCGGUCUUUAGUCGACGAGUUCUCCGCAGCCUCGGACCGCAGGAACGAGUGGAAAAUCACGCUGCGGUCAAAACAAGACGCUGUCAUGAACUCGGCGAGCAUUUUCUCUGAAAAGCAUUUUUACAGAUCACAGCGUAUCAUUCGAUGUUCCGUGGAUCUUCCAGACAUCAAAACGAGGAGCGACCCCCAACGAACCAACCGUCAACAAGCAACGCGUCGGCCGUGGGCGCUCGCCAUUCCUCUGGUGCUUUGCCUGGUGUUUUUCAUAAGCGCCAUCGCAGUGACCGUGAAAUUCGUCCAGCUCACCAGAGAAUACUCCGAGCAGAACAGCAGUCUGUCUGAGACGAUCCAGAACCUUCUAAAGGAGAAGGCGCUGAGCCGAGGCGAGUCCCAGAAGCAGCUCCAGGCGCUGGAGGAGGGUCUGGGGAGCGCCAACCGCAGCCUACGGCAAUGUCACCGGGCCCAGGAGGAGACUGCGGAGAACGUGCGCGGCCUCAGGGAGCGGCUGGACGAAGCGCAGCGAGACGCAGCCGAGACGCAGCGGGAACUGGGAGACGCGCGCUCACAACUACAAGCGCUCCGCGAGGGUCUCUGCCCCACAGACUGGAUCUUUUAUAACAUGAAAUGCUAUUUUAUUUCUAAAGCAAGAAAUUCUUGGUACCCCAGUAAAAGCCAUUGUGAAUCUUUGCAGUCCGCGCUUGUUACGGUGCGACAGGAUGAUACCAACCUCCAGGCAUUUCUGGCGGCCCGUCAGAACAUUACGUUCUGGGUCGGGAAGGAGAUCUAUUUGAAAGAAGACAUAUUUUCACCGAUUGUUGAGUGGAGGUGGCCUGCAGGAUACAGAAUAUACAAAAACCAGUGCGGCGUAUUCCGCGACGGGCAGCUGGCGGCUGAUGAGUGCCGGGAGAGUCGUCCGUACAUCUGUGAAAGGAGUUUAGUGCUUCUAGGCCUCAAGCCUCAAGAUAAAAAUCCACAAUACAAAAUGAGUGUCAACGACGUAAAGUUUAACUGUUACCAGUGCGCCUGGUGCUGAGCGUCAAGAAGAGCUGGAGAGUACAAGGAUGAUUAAAGAAUAAACACCAAAACAUGGUGAUCCCAUAGCCCAGGACUUCAUGCAAAUUUCUAGAAAGUUCUGCCAAUACAGGCGGUCCGGAGUGAAUGAAUGUCCGUGUAAAGACUGGUGGAGCAGAAGCCACGCGGUCCGCGUUCCACAGAGAGAAACAAACAAACAAACAAGAA
This is a messenger RNA of Spea bombifrons (plains spadefoot toad), 1418 nucleotides long. RefSeq names its product B-cell differentiation antigen CD72-like. NCBI's taxonomy places the organism in Eukaryota, Metazoa, Chordata, Amphibia, Anura, Pelobatidae. Bases 1 to 1212 code for a protein of 403 amino acids. The transcript is spliced from 11 exons. Gene Ontology annotation, molecular function: transmembrane signaling receptor activity. Gene Ontology annotation, cellular component: plasma membrane. The record is from RefSeq and is a predicted model, not a curated record.